CUCUCCUCUACUCUCCUCCUCCAAAUCUCUCUCUCUCUCUCUCUCUCUCUCUCUCUCUCUCUUGCAAUGGAGGGAGCCAUGUCCAAUCGCGUCAUGAGUUGUUGUGUCUCUCCCAAUGAGAUAAAAAACCCAGCUUUUUUCUCCCCACGAACGGGAAUCUAUAGCAGCAAACACGCCCCCAGAACCCUCCCCCAGAACCCAUUUCUCGAUCUCGUCUCCUUCCUCUUCUCCCACGAACACCAAGGAGAAAUAGCCCUAGUCGAUUCCCGAACUGGGUUUUCGAUUUCCUACAAAAUGCUUCGCGAAUUGGUCGAUUCCGUGGCCUCUGGGCUUCAAACUAUGGGUAUUUGUUCUAAAGAUGUGGUUUUAAUUCUAUUGCCUAAUAGUGUUCUUUUCCCUGUUAUACUAUUGGGGGUUCUCUCUAUUGGGGCUGUUGUAACUACUAUGAACUCUCUUAGCAGUAUUGAUGAGAUCAGGAAGCAAAUGAGAUUUGGCAAUUCUAAAUUAGCUUUUACUUCUCUUGAAAACAUUGAAAAGAUAGAAAAUUUAGGUGUUCUUCAUCAUAUCGUCGCGGUUCCUGAGGAUUUGAAUUAUGACAAGGCAAAGUUCCCCCUUUUUGAUAGGCUCAUUUCGAGCAAUUCGAAGAUCAUGCUGAAACCCAUAAUUCACCAGAGUGAUACAGCCGCCAUUCUUUAUUCCUCGGGCACUUCGGGACUUAGUAAAGGGGUUGUAAUCACUCACAGGAAUUUGAUCUCUAUGGUGGAGCUCUUUGUACGGUUCGAGGCUUCGCAAUAUGAGAAUAAGAGCUGGAAUAAUGUUUACCUUGCUGCAUUACCAAUGUUUCAUGUGUAUGGUUUGUCGCUCUUCACGAUGGGGCUUCUCUCCUUGGGUUCAACUAUUGUGGUUAUGAGGAGAUUCGAUAUGCAAGAGGCGAUUAGAGCGAUAGAGAAGUAUAAGGUAACACAUUUCCCUGUGGUGCCACCAAUAUUGGGAGCUCUCGUUAGAGCUAAAAGUGCCACUGGAUGUAAGUUGGAGUCUUUGAUGCAAAUUUCGAGCGGGGCGGCUCCGUUAAGCAGGAAAGUAAUUCAAGACUUCCUAAGAGCUUUCCCUCACAUUGAUUUUAUACAGGGUUAUGGCAUGACGGAGUCUACUGCAGUAGGAACUCGUGGUUUCAACAGUGGUGGCAGUGACAAGAAGUAUAAAUCAGUAGGACUAUUAGCUCCAAACAUGCAGGCCAAAGUCAUUGAUUUGAGAAGUGGCUCUUGUUUACCUCCCGGCUAUAGCGGGGAACUAUGGCUACAUGGACCAGCUAUAAUGAAAGGAUACUUAAAUGAUGAGGAUGCAACAGUAUCAACUAUAGUUGAGAAUGGCUGGUUAAGAACAGGCGAUCUGGCGUAUUUUGAUCAAGAUGGUUACUUAUUUGUAAUGGAUCGGUUGAAAGAUACAAUUAAGUACAAGGGGUUUCAGAUAGCUCCAGCGGAUUUAGAAGCAUUGCUGAUCGCUCAUCCUGAUAUUCUUGAUGUCACAGUGACAUCUGCUGCAGAUGAAGAAGCGGGGGAAAUUCCAGUGGCUUUUGUGGUUAGGAAACCCGGAAGCUCACUUUCUUCUGGACAAGUGAUAGAGUUUGUAGCUAAGCAGUUUUUCUUUCCAAAUAUAUAUUUUAGGUGGCUCCAUAUAAGAAAGUGAGGAAGGUUGUCUUUGUGAACUCAAUUCCGAAAUCCACGGCAGGAAAGGUACUUAGAAGGCUCCUGAAGAAAAGCCAUGGGGAUUCCAAGAUGUAAAAUCCCAGCUUCUUGCUGGCUACAUAAAUUUGUUCGAACAAAAAACCCUAAUUUCUUUCCCUCUUCUUUUUUUUCCCCCUUUUUUUACCCAUCAAACACGAGUUCAUGUGCAUCUCAGUUAGUUUCUCAUUGCAUUCAUGAUCUCAAAAUUUAAAAUUAGUUUCAUCAAUAAGUGAAAUUCGUUAUAGUUCUCACGAAGCUUCUUUGAGCCUUUCAUUUUUGGAGUACUAAGCAUUUAUUCCAAUUUGGAUUGACUAAGAAGGGAUGAUAAAUCUAGAAAAAGAAUAUUCCUGCAUUAUUAUCCUCACACCUGUAGUUUGUGGAACAUUAAUUGGUUUGUUAAUCUGUUUUGGUCCACCAUGAUGUGGGAAAUCAAUCAUACAUAUAGGUGGAAAGUGUAAUUCCUAGUUGUAUUCAUUAACAAAGUUUUACGGAGCAUCGGUCCACAGUGAAGGGAUCACCACCGUCGAUUUGUGCCACAGUUGAAUCAUAAAAGCAAUGUGAACGGUGGCUGUCGUUGUCUCGCCAUGGGAUACUGAUACCCUGUAAAAUCCUUUUCCAGUUCAUUCCUUUAAUGUAGUACCUCUCAGUUACUAUUUACUUGUUUAUUUGGCUACAUAAUUUGUAAAAUGCCUUACUUUUGGGCACCUUAUAUUAUUGCAUCUCCUAUUUUUAGGUGAGCAGGAAUAAGUCCUGUUCAACAGA
Molecule: messenger RNA, 2486 nt
Organism: Ananas comosus (pineapple)
Lineage: Eukaryota; Viridiplantae; Streptophyta; Magnoliopsida; Poales; Bromeliaceae
Product: 4-coumarate--CoA ligase-like 6
Exons: 6
Coding region: 67-1686 (539 amino acids)
Biological process (GO): ubiquinone biosynthetic process
Cellular component (GO): peroxisome
Molecular function (GO): CoA-ligase activity
Source: RefSeq, a predicted model, not a curated record